AUGUCACUUUUGGCAAGUCUAUUCAGCGGUCUUGAUGGGUGUCUCACUGACACGCCUGGCUGUGCGCACCGUUCGACGGCAUCUGCAGUGGUCGCGUUGGGUCUUGCGCUGGACUGUCUGAACUACAACAUCGUCAUCACCGUCUUUCCUUUCAGGCUCGAGGAGCUCAAAUACAACCAUGUCUCGGGGCUCGUCGGAUGGCUGCUCUUCUUAUACUCAGCGGGCCUCGUCGUCGCCACCCCGGUGAUAGCGAUGGUCUCUGAGCGCCUGCAAUCGAGGCGUAUGGUCCUCGUCGUCGGCCAGCUCCUCCUGGUCGCGUCGCAGGUCCUGCUGAUGGAGUCGCCCGCGUUCUGGAUGAUGUGCAUCGGCCGGUUGUUGGAGGGAUUCGCAUCCUCGGUUAUCAUCGUUGCGGGCUUUGCUCUCAUAUGCGACGCUACUCCGGAGAAGGACGUCGGUCAACAACUGGGUUUCGUCAUGGUCGGCGUUCCCUUAGGACAGCUGCUCGCGCCACCCGUUGGCGGCGCGCUCUACGCCCGCUGGGGCUACCGCGCGCCCUUCAUCUUCACGAUCCUCUUCACCGUCCUCGACCUCACCGCGCGUCUGCUCGUGCACGAGAAGCCGCCCGCCGACGCAACAGCCACGACGCACUCUCAGCCAGACUCAGAGAAGGCGCCAGGGCCCCCCGCCGUAACGUCGCCCCUGUCGCCGAUGUCGCCGGAUUCCAUGUUCUCCGAGUCCGCGGAGAAAGUAGAUGUGGUGCGGAAGGUGCUCGACACGGAGGCGGCGAUGGCGGUCGCGAUCAGCGCGUCCGAGAUGCCCGCCGCCCCCGCGCAAGCGCGGGCGGCGAAGGAGAAGAAGGCGCUCUCGCUCAUGCAGGUCACGUACAAGCUGCUGGCCUCGACGCGCACGCUCGUCGUGCUCUUCAGCACGUUCACCGGCUCGUUCGCGUUCGCGGCUCUGGACGUGACGCUGCCCCUCCGCGUGCAGGCGAUCUGGAACCUCGACUCGACGAAGGUCGGCCUCAUCUACCUCGCCUCGCUCAUCCCCACUCUCAUUUCAUCCCCCCUCGCCGGCAAGCUGAGCGACAAGUUCGGCCCCGCGUGGGUCGCCACGGUCCUCUUCGUGUGCGGCAUCCCGUGGUUCGGGCUGCUCACGCUCGACUUUUCGCUCGCGUUUUUUAUCGUCGCGUUCGCCGUCGAGAACUUCUUCCUCGCUGCGACGUCUUCGCCGCUCACUACGGAAUUGGCGGCGGUUACGCGUAGCAUGGAGGGUGUAGGCUACGCACACACGUACGGCACCUUCAACAUCGUCUACGGACUCGCCAACGCCGCGGGCUCCGUCGUCGGCGGACAGGUCUAUGGCCACUUGAGCAACGGCUGGGACGCCCUCUGCUACAUCGACGUCGGCGUGCUCGCGCUCACCCUCGUCCUCGUCCUGCUGUUCGUCGGCGAGACGCCGAUCCUCCGACUCCGCGCCCGCAGAUGA
Molecule: messenger RNA, 1485 nt
Organism: Fomitopsis serialis
Lineage: Eukaryota; Fungi; Basidiomycota; Agaricomycetes; Polyporales; Fomitopsidaceae
Product: major facilitator superfamily domain-containing protein
Exons: 13
Coding region: 1-1485 (494 amino acids)
Biological process (GO): transmembrane transport
Molecular function (GO): transmembrane transporter activity
Source: RefSeq, a predicted model, not a curated record